Messenger RNA from Pieris brassicae (large cabbage white), 708 nucleotides. It is a transcript of the gene mad2, whose product is annotated as mitotic spindle assembly checkpoint protein MAD2A. Gene Ontology annotation, biological process: mitotic spindle assembly checkpoint signaling. Lineage: Eukaryota; Metazoa; Arthropoda; Insecta; Lepidoptera; Pieridae. The coding region runs from base 38 to 661 and encodes 207 amino acids. Gene Ontology annotation, cellular component: nucleoplasm; kinetochore; cytoplasm. The transcript has 3 exons. The record is from RefSeq and is a predicted model, not a curated record.
CUUAAACAGAAGUUAAAUUAAACAGAAUUCAUAAACAAUGUCUCAACAGCAAACAAAAAACUGUAUCACAUUGCGAGGCUCAGCGCAAAUACUUUGUGAAUAUUUAAAAUUUGCCAUAAACUCAGUAUUAUUUCAAAGAGGAUUGUACCCACCUGAAACUUUCAAAGCCGAGCAACAGUAUGGAAUAACUCUCCUUCUUUCAGAAGAUCCUCUUAUAAAGGAUUUCUUAACAAAUUUACUGACCCAAAGUGAAGAAUGGAUUGUUAACAAGAAAGUGGACAAAUUGUCCUUAAUAAUAUUAAAUGUUGCCACGAAAGAGGUUUUGGAGUGUUGGGAUUUCAAUGUUCAGUAUGAAGAUGGUGAUGUUGCCUUAUCUAAAGAAAAGAAUGAGACGGUCAGUAGCAAAGACUUGAAGAAGAUAAAACAGGAAAUUCGCGAUGUUAUGCUACAGAUUGCCGCAACUAUAUCUUACUUACCAUUCCUCGAUUGUCGAUGUUCAUUUGAUGUCUUAGUGCAUGCCAGACCUGACUGUGAUAUUCCUGAGAAGUGGGCGGAAGCCAAGCCAGUGGAAAUCACUAAUGCUCAAAAUGUACAGUUAAAAUCAUUCUCUACUAGCUUAAACAAAAUGGAAACUGUUGUUAGUUAUAAGCUUACUGAUUAAGAAUUGUAAAUCUGUGUGGUUGUUGAUAAAAGUAAUGUUAAAUAAUA